Psylliodes chrysocephalus is the source of this 357-nucleotide messenger RNA. NCBI's taxonomy places the organism in Eukaryota, Metazoa, Arthropoda, Insecta, Coleoptera, Chrysomelidae. The record is from the annotation of a GenBank genome assembly.
AUGAGUUGUCAAAACGUAUGGAAUCAGAUCUCUAUAUCUCCUGUUAUAACUGAGGAGUUUAUAAUUUUCUUCCAACAAGAAGUAAAUUGGGAUUUAAUUUGUCGUUACCAAAAACUCAGUCUAGAUUUUAUGAGAACUUAUUUAAAUCGAGUUAAUUGGAGUGUUGUUUCUAAAUAUCAAGUUUUGAGUGAAAAAUUUAUUGAUGAGUUUAAGGAAAACUUAGAUUGGGAAUAUAUUUGUAAAUACCAGAAAUUGUCACGAGAUUUCAUGAAGAAUCAUAAAGGUUAUUUACAUGAAGACAAUGUUGAAUUAUAUCAGUAUAUUAAUGACGAUUUUUUAGCAGAAAUUAGAAAUUAG